AUGGCCACGCGUGGCGUUCCCCGCCUGCCAGGCGACUUUUCGAGGGGUGCUAUUGCGUAUGAGGCCGAGACGACAUGUGUGGUCACGGUCCCGAAGAGCUUCGAGGUGAAGAUGACCGAGAUCUUACCGCCGCUGGGUUGUUUUAUUAUGAAGCAGGCCUCGACGACGACUCCCAAGUGGUUUACCCAGAAUGAGGAGGAGUCGCCGAAGGAUUAUCUCAAAAGAGUGUGUGGGCUGCUGAAGGAGAAGCGUAACCUGCUGGUGUACCGCCCGUACGGGCGGGCCAAGCUUGGUGCGACGACGCAGGUCAACGCGCCAGGCAUGCUCGAGCUCACCAAGUACUAUGUCAAGCAUGCUCUUCCAACCUGGACGACGCCACAGAUGGUGGCGGACUGGGCCACGGAGAGAGGGUUCUUGCGGGUGCAGGAGCCAACAAGGGCUGGGCCGAGGGCCUGGUUGUUCUAUGCUGAGCCGCCGCAGGGUGUGGUGGCGACGAGCUUCUCAUUCAAGAGCGGAGUGUUGGUGACCAAGGCCGUCAGACCUCAGGCGCCAGCACGACAGAAGCCCAAGGAGGGUGCAGCACCGACGACCAGGAGUGCGUGGGGCGCGGCCAAGCCGAGGGUCCAGAACAUCGACGACGAUACUGGAGGCCAGGCAGCUCCGACGGCUACGGCGACGACUCCAGCAGCGACUACACCGCCUGCCGGAGCACCAACGGUCACGCCGACGAAGGAUGACGUCAAGACGGAGGCGAAGGAGGAGACCAAAGUCGAGUCCAAGCCGAAGUUGCAGAGAGGCGAAGAUGGCAAAGCUGUGGGUAAAUAUGUGACUCCAUAUACUAAGUGGUUCAAAGUUAUUCAAUGUGCUGGUGAUGGUGAUUGCUUUUAUAUUGCUGCGGGCCGUGGUCUGCAUCAUGUCUCUCCGAGCGGGCGGGUCCCGCCCAUCAACGCCUUCGAGCCGAAGGGUCCGAUCCAGGGCCACCUACGCAUGCUUGUGCAGAGGGCAGGCUUGAAGAAGGUGUAUGGGACGACGAAGCUGCAGGCGGAGUAUCACGGCACGACGGGGAACCCUGCGGGAGCCCUGGCGGUGAGGCUACUUGCGCACGAGGCGAAGACGGAUAUCUAUAUCUGGGCGAAAGAUGCGAAUGGCAAAUGGAUACUGUACGGACGAGAGCCGAAUUCUAAGACAAAGAAGAAGGAGAUCUGGUUGACCUUGGAGGACCAGCACUACCAGUGGUUGGAGCCUCGAGCGGACAUCCAGGACUUGCCCGAGUACCAGAACACGUUACGGCUGUGGCGUGAUCAAGCUUUCCCGUACCCCCAGCAUGGCCUACAGGGCAGUGGCGGGGAUGACGGUGAUGAUGCUGAUAUGUUAUCUCUUCUUGGGCUGCGCAGUACACCGACAGCGCACUCAGGGGCUAUUGCGAGUAUCCUUGGACUGGAUGAACGUGCAGACGAGAUGCGCAGUCUCUUGGGCUUGGAGUCUGGCGGGGCCGAGGCCUUGGCGGAGGAAGCUGCAGGAGACGAUGAUGAGGCAUUUAAGCAGUUUUGGUCUUGGCAAACUGGUGAAUAUUACAAGUGUGACAAGUGUGGUUGGACGCCCGACACAUCCGACAAAGUGUGGUUGGGGAAGCGCAAGUACAACUCCUUGCUCAGCGUGCAGGCGGACAGGCACUGGAGGAAGUGCCAGGGCAAGCCGGCGCCCAAGAUCGGGAAGAUUGUGCACUCGCAUAUCUCCCAGUUUCUCGCGAACUCCGCCAAGAUUCGUGAGAACGUACGCCAGCGUGGGUUUGCCAAGCAUCUGUUGUGGAAGGCGAAGCUACCUAUUAGUAUUCAAGAGGCCGUGUGUGAAUAUGAUCCUCGUACGGUGUUGACGAUCCCGAACGCCACGAAGAACUUCACGGCCUACAAGUGCACGAGGUGUGGUCUCCAGAGGGCGCUUGGACAGGCGCCGUGGAACAUAUGCAGUGGAAGACAUAACAAAGUUACGCGGAAGCAGUUCUUGACGAGUACGGUCGGGGUAGCACGUAUGCGGCACUACUUUGAGGUGGAGCAGAAGCGCAUCCAGAAGAAGAAGGCCAACUUCGGACCCGACAAGCGUGAAAAGAGGAAGAAGUAUUGGGCCGAGUACUCCAAGAGGCCCGAGCACAAGGAGAGGAAGCGGAUCCAGAACCAGAAGCUGGACAAGAGGAGGCUGAAGGACGGCCCCGAGCGCGAGCGCUACCUGAUCCAGAAGCGUGAGCGUGGGAAGAAGGCCUGGAGGAAGAAGGCACCGUCAGGAAGCGGCCAGAUGCGUUUGGCCACGAUCAACGUCACAGCUCUGAAUGCCGCCAGGCUGGAGGAGCUGCUCACGCACGACGACCUGAGAGAGGUGGACUUCCUUGCCCUGCAG
Messenger RNA from Prorocentrum cordatum, 2391 nucleotides. The record is from the annotation of a GenBank genome assembly. Lineage: Eukaryota; Dinophyceae; Prorocentrales; Prorocentraceae.